GACCGCUGGAUCUACUCCGCAGAAUAUGAGAUAUAUGCAUCAACCGAUGCGGUACCAGCAGAGUCUAUAUCCGGUUCCUCCCCCGCACGUGAUGUCGUACCAGGCUCCACCGCCAAGACGUCCAUUGCUUCCUAGGACUGAAGGAUACCUUCUGGCUGCACAGCCCGUAUACGGACCGCAGCAGCGUCGCUUGCGCCCUUAUGUGCCAGGAUCGCAGAGUUCCCAGUCCGGUGUCUCAAACUUACUCGAACGGACAUGGUAAUACUCCGGUCAUCGUGCCCAAGGCGCCUUCCGCAACCUUGGACCUAGUGGAGGCGAAGCCUGACCAGGACUCACUCCUUACCUCCGAAGCACCUUCUGCUAGAGGCACGCCACAGGCCGGAGAAAGUGAUGAAGGCCGCCACCGGACUCAUCACUUCUACACUGCUGUAGCCCAAGUUGACGGACUAUAUCACUGCCCAUACGAGGAGGAGGAGACUUGCCAGCACAAACCGACCAAAUUGAAGUGUAAUUACGACAAAUUCAUUGAUUCACAUGUCAAACCCUUCCGAUGCAAGGUCGAAUCGUGCGCGACCCAACCCUUUUCUUCCACUGCCUGUCUCCUGCGGCACGAAAGAGAAGCACAUGGAAUGCAUGGACAUGGAGAUCGACCGCACCUCUGCUUCUAUCACGGCUGUGAGCGCCGUAUACCUGGUAACGGAUUUCCGCGCAGGUACAACUUGUUCGACCACAUGAAGCGAGUACACGAUCACAAGGAUGAUCCUUCAACGUCGCUGGACAGUCCGACUAUGACCACGCACCCUGGUAUUCAGCGACGGACCGCGGGGCGAAAACGAAAGGCGUCUGAUGCCGGUGCCGGAGAACCAGCGCCUCAGCGGCAGAAGCCCAGCCCUAGCCCGGCCAAUGGAACCAUGUCUAACAUUACUCCGUUACAGUCCAUGCCAUUGCCACAUGGUCAGAAGGAAGCUUCUCCGUUUGCACGUGGUUCCUAUUCGCUUAGGAAGACUCCGGAAGAGGUUGAGCAUUUGCAGGCUCAGUGGGCUAACCAGCGUGAUCUUCUUGUCCGGCAGAUGGACUCCGUCCAGAGCCCUAAUGAUGAGGCCAACCUCCAUCGAUUGAGCCGGAAUAUUGCUGAGUUGCGGCGACUGUCAGAAGAAGCUCGGCGCGGCUGAAAAUUUGUGCCUUGACGGCUAGGUAAAGGUAGGUCUU
Molecule: messenger RNA, 1209 nt
Organism: Baudoinia panamericana UAMH 10762
Lineage: Eukaryota; Fungi; Ascomycota; Dothideomycetes; Mycosphaerellales; Teratosphaeriaceae
Exons: 3
Coding region: 201-1172 (323 amino acids)
Source: RefSeq, a predicted model, not a curated record